Molecule: messenger RNA, 528 nt
Organism: Aureobasidium melanogenum CBS 110374
Lineage: Eukaryota; Fungi; Ascomycota; Dothideomycetes; Dothideales; Saccotheciaceae
Product: galactose-proton symport
Exons: 1
Source: RefSeq, a predicted model, not a curated record
UCCUCAACCACCACCACCACCAUCGGCAAAUCCGACCACGAAACCCCAGAAUUCGACACCACGGCAAACAACCUCCAAGACCUGCUGGAAUACAACGACCACGCCUCAGGCCGCGGUCUCUACUCUCUCGUCUCUUUGCCCGCUGGUUCGCUCUUCGCUCCCUUGACCGCAAUCUCCCCUUGCCCUGCCCCCCUCUGGCAUACCCUCCAGAUCUCGCGCACCGAGCAUGUAAACCUGGACUCUGCGUUCAAGUACCUGAAUCACUCUUGCAAUCCUUCGCUGGAGAUUGACACUGAGAAGAGGGAGGUUAGGGUUGCCAAGGACAGGGACUUGAACAAGGGCGAUUUGUGCAGUUUCUUUUAUCCGAGUACGGAGUGGAGUAUGGAUAGAGGCUUUGACUGCUUGUGUGGUGAGAAGCAGUGUGUAGGUCAAGUCAAAGGUGCCAAGGACAUGAAGAAGCAAGACUUGGAAAAGUGGUUUAUCAACGGCUACAUCUGGGAGUUGAAGGACGAGCAAGAGAAGCAAGGC